AUGUACGUGAAAUACUACAGAAUAAACAGUCCUAGGAAUAAUAAGGAACAGGAAAACGGUUGUGGUGACACUCAUGGAGCCAUCCUCCUCCACACGAUGGAUGGUACUCUUGUCUUGAUAGAAUAUAUGAGCCAACUCCGGCGAGCUAUAAACUGGUUGCUGAGAUCGCACUGCUGCUGCCAUUUUCGGAUAAAUAAUCAUAACUUCAAGCAAUCAUCAGCCUACAGAGAAACAGACAUGAGAAAUAAGCUCAAUAACUAUCUGCGUGUUAUGAAAAAGGAUGAAUUUAGGAUGUUAGGGAGAGCCAACUUCUGCAUACGCAUCUGCAGACGGCGAUGUGCUUAG
Molecule: messenger RNA, 345 nt
Organism: Striga asiatica
Lineage: Eukaryota; Viridiplantae; Streptophyta; Magnoliopsida; Lamiales; Orobanchaceae
Source: the annotation of a GenBank genome assembly